GAGAUGGUUCGCCUCGUCUUUUCCCUCCUCCUCCUCCCUCUCCUCCCCCACCUCCAGAGGACAGAUGGUACAUUCCUCCGGUACAGCAGCCAGACUUGAGAUCCAUUCUCUAGCCAAGAGCUGCUGGCAACCCAGCGUAUGCUUACAAGAGAUCACCCCAGGCUGGGCAGCAGCGAUUCCGGAGCCUGGCACCAGGGCCCCCCCAUCUCAUUCUAGGGUGGCAUGACACUUUUUGGCAGCAGAGAAGGGUGCUGGAGAUAUCUAGAUAUGGCCCGAGAACCUAAGCUGAGCCAUACCAGACCUGGUCAGAAGAGGCAGCAUGGCGGAGGCCUGUACCACAGCAGCGAUCUGGAGUAUGAGGUCUACAAAGAGGAUUUCCCAUACAGAGUCUAUGAAUACCAGAAGAUCCCUCCUCUUAUCAGUCACAUCCCUGUCAAGACCAAGCGAAGCCACCUAGGGGCUGGGGGCAAGGGCCCUCACACAGGGUUGAAAAGCAGCGGCAACUCCAUGGCAGGCCGUACAAAGUUGCGAGCAGAGGAGCUACAUUCCAUCAAAGGGGAACUAAGCCAGAUCAAAGCCCAGGUGGACAGUUUACUGGACAGCCUGGACCGGAUGGAUCAAAGGCGGGAACAUCCAACAGGCUCCAAGGACGGGAAGAAGAAAAACCUCUCUGGUGGGGAGUCCUCGUACGCAGCAGGGGAUACACCCCGGAAGAAGGAGAGUGCAGCGAAUGAUGGACACACCGCUACGCAGGAGCUCGACAGUGCCGAUGAGAGCACAGACACUGAGGAGGCGGCGAGGAAUCACACGCUGGACCCCGAGAGCAGCCAGUAGGCACCCCGAAGCACCGUCAUCCCUUACCCAGCAUCCCCUUUCCUGUGUUUUGUAUUUCUUUCAAUGCCUCCAAGCUAGUGGUGCGCCAGGUCAGUCAGUUACGUCAACACUCAGUGCUGGUGCAGAGAAAAGAGCAAGGGUUGCGGCCCAGCCUCACCAGCACCCUUCUCUGCUCUGGAAGAGAGACAGGGAGAGAGAGAGAGAGAGAGACUCAUAGGACGUUAAGAAGGAGAGGAAGCAAUGUGUUCUUUGUUGUGAAAACUUAAAUAUGCUCACCUGGGAAGAGGGUGGGGAAAGCAGGCGAUGGGACUGUGCAACCAAACCAGCCCACCAUUAAACAGAAAUAAAAGCAGUUGCAGUCUUCUAUGGCUAUGAUGUAUUGU
This is a messenger RNA of Gekko japonicus, 1217 nucleotides long. Its product is annotated as RNA-binding Raly-like protein. Lineage: Eukaryota; Metazoa; Chordata; Lepidosauria; Squamata; Gekkonidae. The record is from RefSeq and is a predicted model, not a curated record. The coding region runs from base 223 to 834 and encodes 203 amino acids. The transcript has 7 exons. Gene Ontology annotation, molecular function: RNA binding. Gene Ontology annotation, cellular component: nucleus.